CCGUAGCGGCGGCAAUGUCCGCGGUGGUGCGCACGCUCAGCCGCUGCCUGCUGCCGGCCGAGGCGGGCGGCGGGGCCCGCGACGCGGAGCGGGAGGCGCGGAGGCGCAGCCGCGACAUCGACGCGCUGCUGGCCCGCGAGCGGCGCGCCGUGCGGCGCCUCGUCAAGAUCCUGUUGCUGGGCGCCGGCGAGAGCGGCAAGUCCACCUUCCUCAAGCAGAUGCGCAUCAUCCACGGCCGCGAGUUCGACCAGAAGGCGCUGCUCGAGUUUCGGGACACCAUCUUCGACAACAUCCUCAAGGGUUCAAGGGUUCUCGUUGAUGCACGAGACAAGCUGGGCAUUCCUUGGCAGUACUCUGAAAAUGAGAAGCAUGGAAUGUUCUUGAUGGCCUUUGAGAACAAAGCGGGGCUGCCCCUGGAGCCGGCCACCUUCCAGCUGUACGUCCCAGCCCUCAGCGCCCUCUGGAAGGACUCCGGUAUCAGGGAGGCCUUCAGCCGCAGGAGCGAGUUCCAGCUGGGUGAAUCCGUGAAGUACUUCCUGGAUAACCUUGACCGGAUCGGCCAGCUGAAUUACUUUCCUAGUAAGCAAGACAUCCUGUUGGCCAGGAAAGCCACCAAGGGCAUUGUGGAGCAUGACUUCGUUAUUAAGAAAAUCCCUUUUAAGAUGGUGGAUGUGGGUGGCCAGCGGUCCCAGCGCCAGAAGUGGUUCCAGUGUUUCGAUGGGAUCACGUCAAUCCUGUUCAUGGUGUCCUCCAGCGAGUACGACCAGGUCCUUAUGGAGGACAGACGCACCAACCGGCUGGUGGAGUCAAUGAACAUAUUUGAGACGAUCGUCAACAACAAGCUGUUCAUCAACGUCUCCAUCAUCCUCUUCCUCAACAAGACAGACCUCCUGGUGGAGAAGGUGAAGACCGUCAGCAUCAAGAAGCACUUCCCCGACUUCAGGGGGGACCCCCACCGGCUGGAGGAUGUGCAGCGCUACCUGGUCCAGUGCUUCGACCGGAAGAGGCGCAACCGCAGCAAGCCACUCUUCCACCACUUCACCACCGCCAUCGACACGGAGAACAUCCGCUUCGUGUUCCAUGCCGUGAAGGACACCAUCCUGCAGGAGAACCUAAAGGACAUCAUGCUGCAGUGAGGAGACCCCCAUGCUCACGCCACCCCUAAGCAGCCCCGCAGCCUCGGGUCAGGAGUCUGGUGGGGGUGAUCCACGUGGUCCGGAAGUGGGUUUCCAGGGCCCGGGCCUUCACACACCAGGCUCCGGAAUGCCAUGUGACAGCCAGCCGACACGCACUCGGCAGAAGGACAGAGACACUCUGGUGUCAGUCAGCUACUGAGUCCUGGGAACCAGGAAAACUACUGAGCACCCACGCGAUCACUUUGGUAUUCAUCUGUAAUACCUAAUGCCACGGCUGUCUUUCUUUUUACAGACUCUUUAUUCCUUUCCUGACACCAUCUACAUCAAAGCUUGUGUGUAUGUGUGUGCACACGCACGCUCACUCUUUAAUGACAAAAACCUGUACACCCAGUGGCCUUGCAGAUGGCUUUUCUGUCUAACUCACAAGUCUUCCAUCAGGCAAACUAACCUGAGGGCCCUGUCUAGCAGUAGUUUGUAGGCAGUUGUGUGCGUGCUGGCACCCCUAAGCUCAGAGCACACGAGGUGGCCCCCAGCCCAGCCUUAGGGUCUCAUGCCACCCCUCACAUGAGUGGGCUGCCUUUUAAAACUUUGGUGCCAAUUUCCUAAGAGAUGCUCAUCUAGGUGUGUUUGAUUAAGCCAAGUAGCCUCCCAAGUCUUAGACAGUGAGGUCGAGAGCUUUGCUAACGAGGGCUUGCUUCAGCCUUGUGCGGGUUUUCUUGCCUUACAUGUAGAAUUGCCCAGUAGCACAACAUGUCAUGGAAAUGGCAUGCCGACGGCACACAAGGAUGCAUUACUUUUCCCACCUACACCUUCCUUCCUCCUCCCUCCAUGGCAAAGACAUACAAACCAAACCAAGUAGCCUUGCAGAUGGCUUUUCUGUCUUGCAUGCAAGUCACCUUCUGCACCUCCAGUUGGCAGCAUUUAGCAUUUCCUUCUUUUGGAAAUAGCAGAGAUCUUCACAUUCCUCUCUGAGGCUUCUGAAAGCUGGCAGGCUUACUCGCGGACCUUUGUCAGUGUAGCAGCUGCUUGGGGAGUUCCUAGCAGCUGACCUUUCAGGAAGCCCAGACUCUGGAGAAAUCCGAGUUUCUCCAAACCGCAGCCUCACCAACGCGCCUUUGGACAGCCGGCUCCUAUUCUCAACUAUCCUGCAAACCCAACUCUUCUCAAGGGCUCUGGCUUCUGUUACUGCACACACAUAACAAGUAACCAUUGUCACAUGUAGCUCUCCUUGGGGCGCAGCUGCAGAGGGCUGGAGGGGAAGAGAACUGACAAACUGAAGCUCGGCUCGCUUGUCCAGGUUCACCUGGCCAGUUGUCUCUCACUGUGUCCAAAAUACAUUGUCACUCUACUAAAAAGUCUCUCCAGUGUGCUUGGGGACUUUUCCAACCUAGCAUUUAAAAAAAAAUUUCCAGGCAUUUAAAAAAAGAAGGAAAAAGGGUUUCCUCUGUAACCAGCGCCUUAUAUUGCUGCGGCUUACCACCACCUCCUGGGGUUGUGUGCCAGGACCACGCCUGGGUCCUCGUGUCCCUCUCGCCUCUGUCGCCUCAUUUUUAGCGUGCAAAAUCCACAUUAACCUUGUGGCAGAUGCUGACCCAGAAGAGGGAGGAGAAAAUUCCCACUUCCGCAUCACCCUGGUUAUCACAGCACUUCUGAUUAGGAGACAACGUGAAUUCUUUCUCCCUCUGGGUUCUCAAGGGCAUGUGUCAGUGUUCGCUGGGGUUUUGGCUCUGUCUCUUUGCAGGAAAAAAAGUUUGCUGUCUUUGUACUACUUCCCGUGGCUCUUGGUCAGUGAGCAGGAUGUGACCCAGGAUUAGUGCUGGUGACCGUGUUUUCAGGGAAGACACAAUGGGGUCGCGAUGCGGUCCCUCAGGAUGGUUCUCAGAUCCCAAUGGGGUGUAUGCUGUCACCCAGAUUAGUUUUCAUAUUAAGUCUGUCAGGAUUCAAAGACUCCAGGAGAUGCAGGCUCCUCCUCAGCCUGGAGCUGCCCUCCUGGUAUCCCGGAGGUCAGUGCUGUCGGGACCAGGAGCGUAGACCAGUCUCAUCAGUACAUGCUCCUGUCCCUUUAGGCAGUCAGAUGUAGUUGCAGCUCUCUUGCAAAACCAGAAAAAAGUUGAGGCAUUGGGACUUGGGUUUAACUGGUCAUCCAAGAUAGGGAAUAGAAGGCAGAGGGGCUGGCCCACAGGCUGGGGACCUCAGACCAGCUGCCCCUGACCCUGGACACCCUCGCCAAGUCUCUUAGCUCUGCUGAACCUGGGCUUCCUCCUCUCUGUGACAGCCAGGAGGAGUGAGAAUCUUCACAGAGCCCGCUGGUUUGACACUCUGAGGUUUGUUGUUACUGGUGCAGAAGAUAGCUAUUUGCAAGGCUAACCUAAAUUACUUGCAACUUUCCUACACCUAGACUAUAGUCAUUUUGGUCUCCAAAGCCUUAGGCGUUUGUAUUAUUGUUUUUAAUUUCACUGUUAUUCUCAAUUAUUGUCUUUUUUUAUUGAGAUGUUGGAGAAGCAGGAGGCGGCUGUACCUCAUCUACUAUUGCAAAAAAAAAAUAUAUAACAAUAAACUUCCUCAAAAUAA
Loxodonta africana (African savanna elephant) is the source of this 3707-nucleotide messenger RNA. RefSeq names its product G protein subunit alpha 12 (gene GNA12). Bases 15 to 1136 code for a protein of 373 amino acids. Gene Ontology annotation, biological process: adenylate cyclase-modulating G protein-coupled receptor signaling pathway; Rho protein signal transduction. Gene Ontology annotation, molecular function: G-protein beta/gamma-subunit complex binding; GTPase activity; D5 dopamine receptor binding. The record is from RefSeq and is a predicted model, not a curated record. NCBI's taxonomy places the organism in Eukaryota, Metazoa, Chordata, Mammalia, Proboscidea, Elephantidae. The transcript is spliced from 4 exons. Gene Ontology annotation, cellular component: brush border membrane; heterotrimeric G-protein complex.